AUGGGUCGCAGAAAGAUUGAAAUUCGUCCCAUCAAGGACGACAGAAACCGCUCCGUCACUUUCCUGAAGCGCAAAGGCGGCUUAUUCAAGAAGGCAUACGAGUUGAGCGUACUCUGUUCCGUCGAUGUCGCAGUAAUCAUCUUUGGCAACAACAAGAAGCUCUACGAGUUCUCGUCGGGCGACAUUCACGAGACAGUAGCCCGCUUCCAAUAUUAUGGCGGCGCACACGAACACAAAGGACCGGCCGACUUCCAAGGCAAAGGUGGUGGUGAUGAUGACGAGGAAGGAGACGAGGAGCCCGCCGAACAGCAUGAAUCGCACUCGCCGCCAGAGGCAUCCAUGAUGCAGCAUCCCCUUCAGCACCAGCCUGGACUUCAACACAUGCGAAACUCGACGCCUUCCGCAUCUCCGCCCAUCCCAAAUGGCGCCAUGCCCGCCUUUCCUCAGCGCAUGGCCACUCCUCAGCCGCCGAAUGGUUCACGUCCCUCGUCUCGUGUCUCGCACUUUCGCCGUACCAGCUCGAACCUGGUACCUCAGCAGCAUAUGGGUCCCCAGUCGCAAGCUCCUGCUCCUCAGCCUACCUACGCCUAUUCUCCCAACGCUCCGUACCAUCCACCUCCUCCUAACCCCGUCAUGCAACGACCUACCCCGCAAGGUUUCGCCGUUCAACCCCCUCAAUACUACGCCCCAUAUCCUCCACCUACUCAACAGCAGAUGCAAGUCGCUGCUCAGCAAGCUUAUCUGCAGCAGGAACAAAGAAGGCAGUCGUCCGUCCCUCCGCAUUUCAUGAGCCAGGUUCAUCCAGGCGCCCAACAGCACAUGCCUACACCACAGCAGCAGCAUUAUCAACAGAAUCAGUCACAUAGCGCACAGCCUUCUCCACAACCUGACCAGCAUAAUUUCCAGAGUCCUCCGCUACCCCAGCCGAGACCCUUGCCAGCUCAUGCAAGGUCGCAUAGCAUAUUUACCCCCAUCGAUGACAGCCGCUCGCUCCUCGCUCAGCAUUGGGGUGGAAGUACGUCCAAUUACAGGGAACCAAUAAUCAAAACCGAAGUCCCUCGUUCCCACUCGGUCGAUGUAUCUUCUGCACCACGCCAGAGGGCUGUUGAGGCGCCGCCUAGACCAAUCGAUAUGACAGCAGCGGCACCACCAGCAACAGCAGCUCCCAAUCCUACUAUGCAAGCACCUCCUCCAGGACCUUCACAACGCACAGGCUCUAUUUCUUCAAUACCCGGGCCUAUACGCCCUGGAGGUGCGGCUGCCGAAGCAAAACGACCACGAUUGAAGGUGCAAAUUCCUAGCGAACAGUCAGAUGGCGGUAGUGCGACGGCGGACUCAUCGCCCAAGGAUGGUGGGACAGCGUCGGCGACUCCGAUGCGUGUAGGUCAAGGGGUCGUCCUUCCACCUCCAUCGCCAUCUACGAAUGCAGUCCUUUCUGCUGGUGCAUCUGGACCGCCCAAUCCGUUCGCGCGGCCCGCACCACCCAUCAGUACAAAUGCGCACGGAAACCGUGAGCGAGAUCACAUUGAAACGCCGCUCUCUGCACUUCCUAGUAGGGUCAUGGACGGCAACCACCUCUUACCCAGUCCGUCAUCGUUCUGGCCGGAUGCGUGGUUCGGGAGGGACAACAACAUGAUGCCCAGCCCGCUCAAUUUCCAGACGCCGGUAGUAUUGAGUGGGCCAGGGUUUAGAGAAGAGGACGAGAAGAAACGGAAAGCGGAAGAAGAAGCAGGUGGCGGUGGCAAGAGAGCCAAGGACUAG
This is a messenger RNA of Aureobasidium namibiae CBS 147.97, 1761 nucleotides long. RefSeq lists its product as uncharacterized. Bases 1 to 1761 code for a protein of 586 amino acids. NCBI's taxonomy places the organism in Eukaryota, Fungi, Ascomycota, Dothideomycetes, Dothideales, Saccotheciaceae. Gene Ontology annotation, biological process: positive regulation of transcription by RNA polymerase II. The record is from RefSeq and is a predicted model, not a curated record. Gene Ontology annotation, molecular function: RNA polymerase II cis-regulatory region sequence-specific DNA binding; DNA-binding transcription factor activity, RNA polymerase II-specific; protein dimerization activity. The transcript has 3 exons.